This is a messenger RNA of Thermothelomyces thermophilus ATCC 42464, 1167 nucleotides long. RefSeq lists its product as uncharacterized. The record is from RefSeq and is a predicted model, not a curated record. The transcript is spliced from 2 exons. Bases 219 to 668 code for a protein of 149 amino acids. NCBI's taxonomy places the organism in Eukaryota, Fungi, Ascomycota, Sordariomycetes, Sordariales, Chaetomiaceae.
GUGUGCGUAAAAAUGUGCUACAAGAUAUUACAGCUUUGUGCCUUGAGUGCUUCGUGCUUGGAUUCGCCUCUCUAGACCAAUGUAGCUUUGUUGAUGGCCUCGCCAUCCAAAGGGGUUCAGAUGCUUCGACUUUAACAUCAUAUUUCUCGCCGCAGUUCUACUUCGAGCCGAGUUGGGACACAGCAACGUCCCAUAUAGCAGCCGAGGAACACCGCAUGAUGCCUCUCGCGGCUCUCCUCCUCUUCACCGCGUGGAUUGUCCUCACGCUCGCCUCCUCCAAUGUCGAUGGCACAAGAUACGGCCAGAGCGAGUUCCGCAUGGGCGUCGUCCUUCCCCGGCAGCAGCAGCAAGGCCGCGCCAAUCUGCAAGCAUUCUCCGGGGCACUGGGCGGCGCGGAGGCCCCGGCCAUCACCAACUCGGGGAACCCGGAGAGGCCAUAUGAGGUCGACGGCGAUACUUUCCCGGAUUACGAUACAGCCGCAAACCGGGCAUGUGACAACCAAAAGAACGCGUGUGCGGACAUGGCGAACACCAAACCCGGGGUGGGCUUCAAGGUGAGCGAUUGUGACCGGCAAAAUGGUGAGUUCAUUCGCCCCGGGUUUCUUAUUCUUCUUCCAUUGUUGUCUAAGAAAAAGAGGUAUCUCAUACAGUGCACGAAGAGAGGCUGACAAUCCCGCGUGUUUCAAAUGGCAGAACAAUGCAAGAGCGCGGCGUCUGCGGCUACUGUGAAAAAGUUCCCGCCGUCGUCUCCGGUGUUGGUAGGCUCGGAUGAUACUUUCGAUUUCUUUUGCGAGGUCUGAGCCCUGGGACGGAGGGUUUGGUUUGUGUUUGAGAAACGCGGUUUCUGGUCUUCCUAGGGUACUUCGGAGGUUUGGCGCGAAAGGAAAAAUAACGGUGAUUUCGUCAGCCGUGGGGAUCCGGAGCUCGGGAGCUUGCUUUGGUUCGUUGCUCUCUGGUGUUUUGCUACCAUGCGGGCGUUGGACGCCUGCACAUUUGUGACACCAAUCAGGAAUCUUUGACUGUCUGGCAACGAGGUGGCUUACUCGGGCAUCAGUUAGGCCUAACUGCGUCAUUUGUUUCCGCAUAACUGAGCUGGCUUGUCAUUGUUGGCUGCUUGUCUUUAUCGGGUGCUGUCUGCAUUCGAACGUGGUCUCUGUUCACACUUUG